Molecule: messenger RNA, 1169 nt
Organism: Daphnia pulicaria
Lineage: Eukaryota; Metazoa; Arthropoda; Branchiopoda; Diplostraca; Daphniidae
Exons: 4
Coding region: 58-1044 (328 amino acids)
Source: RefSeq, a predicted model, not a curated record
GUUUGCAGUGGCCCAACAAACAUUCUCCGCACAAACACUCGUCAUUGUCAAUAAGAGAUGAAUAAGUCCGUGCUUAUCUUCCUGGUGGCGACUGUCGCCGUCGCCAUUUCCCACCAGCAAUUCCACCGGAUGUCACCACCGAGGCCGACGAGGGGCCUCGUCUGGUUGACGCCUUACUCGCCCUACAACAAGCCCGUCCUGGCCAAUUACCAGCCCAUCUUCGACAGUCAUCAAGACGAAAUCCACGAAAUCCCAUCCAAAAUAACUCCGCAUUCCUUCCGCCGGAAGAAUCGACCAUCCGUCUCAGUCACCUAUUUGCCUCUAAAUGAGGACCUGACAUUCACUGCAGAGGAGGACGACACACAAAAUAACAGCGAAGAGGACGAUGGCGAGUACCUGGAUGAAUACUCCGACAUCCAGUCGAGGAUCAAGUGGUUCAAAGGCUUCAACAAGAACAACGGCGGCCGAUUCAUCUACAGCAGCACCAUCAACAACCCCUUCUACAAAACGGCCACUUUUACCGUCACGUCGACCGUCACCACCCUCGGCUCUGUCAUCCUCUGCGUCCCGGCUAAUAAUUUAGUGGCCGUCCCGUCGCCAACCUGCGCCGGCCGCAAGAAACGUGAAAUCGAAGAUUCGGCGGACAAUCAAUUCCCCAUCGCUCCGUCGGAAACGCUCAAAGUAAUUCCGACGAUCCUGCCAGCAAUGUCGGCGGACGCGCUCCAGCCGACGCGUGAAUCCCGCGUGAUGUCAUUAGCCAGCCAAAUCAAAAGGAAUAAUAAGCCAUCAAAUGAUUUGCUCAAAUUAGUUUCGUCCUUGGAAGAAGUGAUUCAAACUUCUGAGCCGGCCAAUAUUCCGUCCAAGGAGAGUCAACAGCCAUUAGUACCGAGAGAGGAGCGAUUGUUUGGCGGUGGUGGAUUCGCGGCGUCCACCACUUUGACGUCCUAUUCGUUUAUUGGGGCAACUGUGACGAACACGGUUCUACUGGACCCGACAGGAAUGAUGCUGGCCGCCUGUUUGCCUGCCGGCUACGUUGUCUGUUAAUCAAUUAAUCAUUUAUUCAAUUAUCACAUAUUAAUGUGCUGUGUCACUUUCCAAUUUUGAAACAUAAUUCCGGUGGUUAUAAACAUUUUGCAAUAAUAUCAACAGUAUUAAACGUAUAAAAUCAA